AAUUUUCUAUACAUACCCAUUAAUAAGUUGAAAUUGGUUCAAUCGAUUAUUAAUUAUUAAACAUUCUCCUUACGCCAUUAUAUAGCCCUGUACGAUUUAAUUUAAUUCAGAAAAGACGUACAGAUGAUGAAGGUGAUAUUUUAUAAAUUUAUAUCGAUAUAUUGUUUGAUUAAGGAUCUGUUGGGAAUACCGCCAGGUUUUACCAAUAAAACUUCAUUUCCGAUUGGUUUACUAGUACACAUAUGUCUUCUCACAUUAUCAUUUAUAAUUAUAUUAUGUUUGAUCGUUUCAUGUAUUAUAAUACAAAUCUUUUUGUGGGGAAUGGAUUUGUGGUUAAUGUACAAAUUGGGCCGGAAUUACGGUGGUAGAUUAAUAGGACAAGACGCAGCUUUGGAAUCGACCGACGAGAAAAUUCCGAUUUCGAUCAUAAUAAUUUUGAAUCAUGACGAAGAUCGGGCAGCCCUUAAUAAACGGUUAGAAGAAACAUGUAAAAGAGUACAUAACAGUCUUGGUAAACUAUCGUGUACAAUAGAAAGGUGUUUGGGUUUUCCUUAUUACGUAAAGAAUCAAGUAACUGACGAAGAUAUCUGUGUUUACACUAAAGUUAACGAUAAAGAAUAUUUAACCAGAGAUGAAUUAUUGGAACAUAUUCGCAAGAACUGCAUGGUUAACGUUAUUAAUCAAAAAAGGUUGUGGUAUGGACGAAUAUUUACGCAGAACGUUAUAUGGAAUAAACAAAGCGAAACGAAGAAACAAGCAGCGGUAAUGUUAGUCUUUAGACAUUCUUUGGCCGAUGGUGUUGCUCUAAUAGGGUUCUUAAAAAAUUUUAUGAUCCGUGAAAAAAAUCCUCAACUCAUGCAACUCGACCCAAAAUAUACAGCAAAACCAAAAUUUUCCCUCGAUAACGCUUACAUUUAUCGCAAUCUACUCACUUCUAAACGAGAUGAACCCAAAUUUAAUGUGAUAAACAACGAACGUCAUGUAGUCUUUUAUAUAGAAGACGAAAUUAAGUAUGUUCCGUUAAUAAAAAAAAUCAAAAAUAAGUUGGGGAUAGGAUUUACUGAGAUAUUAAUUGCUGGAUUAACCGCUAGUUUAGCGGAAAUACUAGCGAGAAGAGGUGAAAAAAUGGAUAAGUGUUCCACAGCGCUUAUAUUUAGGCCCAUAGACGAAGAUUUAGUGAGUAUUGUUAAUGGAACGUACAAUUACAAUAAACUUACGAAUAACUCAAUACCAAUUGUACUUAACACUCAAGUUACAAUGCAGAAAGAAUCUACGAUGUUAGAUCGGCUUAAAUCCAUUGGAAAUGAACUUAAUAAAGGAAAAUUUUCAAUUGAUGGUUUGGUGUAUUAUGAACUUUCAAACAUGGGACAUUUGAUACCUUCUUCCAUUGUAAAACAAAUCGUUUCCCACACUAGUAACUUAACAGCAGGUGCAACUAAUGUUGGUGGAUUGAAAGCGGGAACAAUAGCUGGAUGUGAAGUUGAAGCAGCUAUGUCAUUUAUUACGUACUUCAGCAACACAUGUUUUGUUUUAUCGAUAAUUUCGAAAGACGAUCGUUUUCAAUUAGCUCUGACUAUGAAGGAGAAUGUUGUGAAAAGUAGAAAAGAAGCUCAAGAUGUUAUUGAUAACGUAUUUAUGUUUGUUGAUAAUUUAAGUGAAGAAUUACAAAUCCAAUAAUCUAAAUCAUUUCUUACGAUUACUAUUGCAUAAGAUAUAAAAGCACAAUUAUUGUAACUGAAGAAUAAAUAAAUAUAAAAUUAUU
Onthophagus taurus is the source of this 1762-nucleotide messenger RNA. RefSeq lists its product as uncharacterized. NCBI's taxonomy places the organism in Eukaryota, Metazoa, Arthropoda, Insecta, Coleoptera, Scarabaeidae. The record is from RefSeq and is a predicted model, not a curated record.